CGGCCGCCGCGAGGCCGCGAUGACCGACGGCGGAGCCGCCCCGGCCGCCCCCGCGCCCUCCUGGCGCCUCUGCGCCCUCCUGGCCGCCGCCGCCGCUCUGCUCGGCGUCCGGGCGGAGCCCACCUGCCAGCGCGUCCGCGCCGCCUUCCAGGCGCUCCAGCCCGGCGCCCGGGGGGUGCUCGAGAGUCCCGGGGCAGGGUCGGAUCUGCAAGUAUGCAUCCCCAAAGGUCUCACGUGCUGUUCCCGCAAGAUGGAGGAGAAAUACCAAGGCUUGGCUCGUUCCAACAUGGAGCAGAUUCUCCAGUCUGCCAGCAUGGAUCUGAAAUUCCUCAUUAUGCAGAACGCAGCCAUUUUCCAAGAAGCCUUUGAAAUGGCCGUGCGGCACGCCAGGAACUACACCAACUCAAUGUUCAGGAGCUACUACCGCCACGUAGCUGCCCGGGCUUUUAAAUUGGUGGGGGAAUUCUUUACCGACAUCUCCUUGUACAUCUUGGGCUCGGAUAUCAACGUCAAUGACAUGGUCGAUGAGCUCUUCGACAGCUUGUUCCCCUUGAUCUACCCGCAGGUGAUCAAUCCUGGAGCCCCCGAUGCUCCUGUGGAGACGGUGGAGUGUCUGCGGCUAGCCCGGCGAGACUUAAAGGCUUUUGGCCCCUUCCCCAAAAUCAUGAUGACCCAGGUGUCCAAGGCCCUCCAGGUCACCCGGGUCUUCCUCCAGGUGCUCAACCUCGGCAUUGAAGUGGUCAACACCACUGAUCACUUGAGGUUCAGCAGGGAUUGUGGACGGGCACUCCUGAAGAUGUGGUACUGCCCCCAGUGCCAGGACCUCCUCACGGCCAAGCCAUGUGCAGGGUUUUGCGGCGGUGUGUUGCAAGGAUGCCUGGCCAGCGUGGUGGAAAUCGACAGUUACUGGCGGGAAUACCUCCGCUCUCUGGAAGGAAUGGUGAAGGGCAUGAAGGGCACCUACGACAUAGAACAUGUCCUACUCAACCUCUUCUCUUUGGUUCAGGAUGCAAUCGCUUACCUGCGGAAGAAUGCUGGGAAGUUGGCGACAACUAUCAGCAAGCUGUGUGGCCCUUCCCAGCAGAGGCAACACCGGUCAGCUUGGAAUCCCAAAGACCGUGUGGCUGACCAGAGGACGAUGGGCGCAACUCUGGUGGAACCCCAAGAAACCCUGUCAAGUCGAAAGAGGGAACUCGUCGCAGAACUGCGGGCCCACAGUGGCUUCUACAGCAGCUUGCCCGAGUAUAUCUGCAGCCACAGUUCCACGGUGCAGAAUAACACGUUUUGCUGGAACGGCCACGAAGUCGUGGAAAGAUACAGCCACCCGCCCACAAGGAAUGGAGGGCGGUCUCAGCCGGGACAGCAUGAAAUUAAGGCCAAAGGGCCAGAGCCGGUCAUUAGCCAGAUCAUUGACAAGCUUAAGCACAUCAACCAGCUGCUAAAGGGAAUGUCUGCCUCUCGCCGAAAAAAUCUGGACCGCCUCGAAGAUGAGGACGGGGCGGAAAGUGGGGAUUGCGACGAUGAAGAUGCCUGCGAUGGGGCUGUGGCUUCUGGAGAUGGCGAGUUAAGAAUGAAGAAUCAGUUGAGGUUUUUGGCAGAGCUUGCAUACGACCUGGACAGCGAGGGGACUCCUUCAAACAAGCAGCUCGUGAAUCAGCAAAGCAAAGAAACUACAACAAGUCACAGCCUCGGUGCCAAGGAUCCAGUGCUGAAUCUUCAGCUGGUGGCCACUGUCCUAAUCUUGUGGCUUUUUCUGAUGGCCAAGUGACUUGAACUGACUCUUGACCACGGUCCAGGGUGAGUCCAUGAUGGUUUGCAUUGUGAAAAUGCCCUGCAAAUAUUUUUUGUCCUUCCGAGGCACUUGGAAAGAACAACUUCAGAAAUAUGACUGAAUUUUUUUUAAAGAAGGAAGUAAGCAUUUCCAAGAAGAGCUUGUUUUAGGUCUGGCAAAAAAGACCCAGUGCUUGUAUUUUGAAGAAUUCUCGUUCAGUUAUGAAAGGGUUAAAAAUACUCAACUUUUAUCACCAAGGAAUUUUGUGAAGAUGAACGUUUUCACACGGCUGUUUAGAAUGAUAAAGACGCAUGGCAUCCUCAAGUGAAUUGGAACGAGCAAAACAGUUACUGGAUUAAACUCCAUCAGCGAACUUUUUAAAAUACACUUUGUUUUGAUCUUGAGAUCAAAAACCCAGCCUGCAGGGGAAAUAGGAAAUAAUUCCAAAACAGAAUGGUUUUGCGGUCUGGAAGUUUGGUUCUGAAAUCUGGAUUUAGCAUUGCAUUAAUAUUGGUGGCAAAAUUGACAUGAGGGUGCAAUUUAGGUUGUUGACUUAACACUGGAUUCUGGUUAUUAAUGAGCUGCAUAUUUAUUUUUUAGAAGGUAGUCCGUUUUAGACAGGUCCUCAAUUGCAGAA
This is a messenger RNA of Candoia aspera, 2408 nucleotides long. RefSeq names its product glypican 3 (gene GPC3). Gene Ontology annotation, cellular component: cell surface; extracellular region; plasma membrane. The coding region runs from base 20 to 1768 and encodes 582 amino acids. Gene Ontology annotation, biological process: cell migration; positive regulation of canonical Wnt signaling pathway; regulation of protein localization to membrane. Lineage: Eukaryota; Metazoa; Chordata; Lepidosauria; Squamata; Candoiidae. The transcript has 8 exons. The record is from RefSeq and is a predicted model, not a curated record.